AUGCACGAGCUGCCCAAGGACCUCAGCAAUUCUCUCCGUUCUUGGCGGGGCAGCAUGAGCGUCAGAAACAGACCGAGUGUGGGCGAGCUGGAGAAGGGCCCGGAAGACUAUGGCGAGGAGGGAGAGGAGCAGCUGAGCAGUUCGGACCAGCGCUCGUUGAUAUCGGUAUCCCAUAUCUCCCCUCCAUACCACACCAUUCCAAUGGCUGACCACUGCCCCAUCUAGCAUCCCUCAGCCUCAGCACGCAAUCUCCGGCACACACAACGAUACGGUCGUCCACCAGAAGAUGGGAAAGAGCAAGAUGGUGACCAUGAACAGCACAAUUCGUCCAACCAACGAGGUCCCAAAGUCAAAACCAACCCUCCAGCCGCAGCAGUAACGAAAAAGAAAACCGUCGAAACGACUCCCGCUUCAAACAUGCAGAGCAUCUUCUCGCACGCCCCUAAGAUCCGAGACCCCGACCCCGCCGCCGCCCGCCUCGACGAUAACAUGAAACCGCUGACCGAAGAACACUUCUACGAACUCAUCGGCAUGUACCCGCCCCGACCAGACGGGCAACGGCCGAAAGAGGUAGCCAGACCGCACGGCCUUUACGCUCAGAUCCGGAGUAAACACAGUUACAUUCAGACGAAAUACCGGGUCUUCGAUAUCUUCAACUACAUUUUCCUCGCCGUACAAUUGCUACUCAGUGCGGUUUUCAUCGUGCUGGGCGGUCUACGAGCGGACUACCAUAUCGCGGUGGCAAUCCUAGGAGCCGUAUCGGCUGUAAUAGCAGGAGCCCUCUCGUUGAUGAAAGGACAAGGACUCCCCAAUAGAUUGCGACAAGUCAGAGAUGACCUGCACAAUGUCCUGUUCGCCGCCGACGAACUGUACUGGGAUGCAGCGGCAGGCAAAAACAUCCUGUACAAGGAUAUUAAGAAAGUCAGGGAGGAUUAUCUGAGCGUGCUCGCGGAGGCGAGGAAGAAUCGUAAGUUGGAGCGGCGGAUUUCGUCUUCUUCUUCUUUUCGAAGCACCAAAUUCUUGAUUGAGCUGACAUGGUGGGUUUGGUACUGUAGAUCCGGAUUCCUGGACGAGUGCUGCGAAUACCAUUGCUCAUGGGACGAGGUCUCCAUCCAAAGUCAAGAUUCCGAAGAUGUAG
This is a messenger RNA of Lecanosticta acicola, 1138 nucleotides long. The record is from the annotation of a GenBank genome assembly. NCBI's taxonomy places the organism in Eukaryota, Fungi, Ascomycota, Dothideomycetes, Mycosphaerellales, Mycosphaerellaceae.